AUGGAAGAUGGUGACAUCCCACCAUUUUGGCAACCACCAGCCACCUUAACACGGCGGAACCGACAUCGAUCAUCGUCUCCGAUACUAAACUCAUCUCUACUCAUCAUUCUCCUACCCUCCAUCGCCCUCCUCUUCACCGUCUUCAUAAUUAUCCCUAGCAUACACAAAAUUCUACCGAUAACAAACAACACCAAUAAUACUCAAAAUCAGAAAUCUAUAUCAGUCAAAAAGAGUUGGGACUUGCUCAACAUUACUCUAGUCCUCUUUGCUAUCUUAUGUGGCAUUUUCGCCAAACGAAACGAUGAUCCAUCAUCCAUCACAACAAUUGAACGUGAUGAACAUGUCCAACAACAUCCCACACAAACUCGUAGUACUAGUACGACUACUAGUACUACUACUGGUUCACUACGAAGGAGUAAAACAAUGAUGCACAACUACAAUCAUUCAUCAACAAGCGUACCACAAUGGUUCGAGUACUCGCAGCAGCAGAGGAUCACUACAUCUCCUACAAACACUCCUCAACCGGAUACCGGCAUCUCCCGGUUACGCCGGACAGUUAGCUCUGAUCCUUACAUGAAGUAUACUAACAAUAAUGAUAAUCAUAAUAAUACCAAGAAUACCCAGUUCCGGUUUUUCGAUGAUCUCGACAUCAGUAGAUUUUAUCCUAAAGAUGAAGAGUAUAAACCUCAACUUGCUGAGGCUACAAUGUCACCGCCGGAAUUCGAAAAAACUCCGGUAAAGGAUAUCGGAGUCGAUAAUUCUGAAUUACGAAAUAGAGGAGAAUCACAAUCGCCGACAUUCUCUCCGCCGCAAACACCGCCGCGAAAUCCACCAGCUCCGUCUCCUCCUCCGCCACCGCCGCCGCCUCCGGCGAAGCAGAGACGAACAUUCCAGACGAUUCCUCGAAGAGAGCAGGUUCCGCCAUCUCCGCCACCACCUCCUCCACCGCCACCUCCGCCGCAGAUGCCACGUGGACGGGAGGAGAAGAGGAGAAGUUCGCGAAAGCGAAUGAACGCAACGAAGGAGAUCGCAACAGCAAUUGUUCAUCUCUACAGUCAACGCAAGCGAAAACGACGACAAAAAUCGCAGAAACCAACCAGAAAUUUCGAAGAUUUUUCAUCGGAAAAUCGAUCGCAAUUCUUUCCUCCGCCGUCACCGCCGCCUCCUCCUCCGCCAUUACCACCGCAUCCGUCAUCUGCUUUCAAAAGCUGGUUCAAAAAAGGGAGCAAAACAAAGAAGAUUCACUCGUUUUCCUCCAUACCUAAACCUCCACCACCGCCGAUUCGGCAAAAACCGGCGAACUCCGACGGAAAACCGCCAUUACCGGCGAGGAGAGAUACCGGAGUGCCUCCACCACCGCCUCCGCCUCCGUAUAAGGUAAGGCCGGAGAUCAUCGAUGGAGAUGAAGCGAUGAGUGAGAUGAACGGUGGAGAUGGAGAGAGAGUGAGUUCGGUGACGUGUCCGAGUCCAGAUUUGAAUGUGAAGGCUGACUCGUUCAUUGCAAGGCAUCAUGAUGGGUGGAGGCUUGAGAAGCUUAAUUCUUGGAGAGAGAAACUCAACAAGGCUGGUAAUGGGCCCACUUUUUAA
This is a messenger RNA of Chenopodium quinoa (quinoa), 1587 nucleotides long. RefSeq names its product ras-associated and pleckstrin homology domains-containing protein 1-like. Lineage: Eukaryota; Viridiplantae; Streptophyta; Magnoliopsida; Caryophyllales; Amaranthaceae. The transcript has a single exon. The coding region runs from base 1 to 1587 and encodes 528 amino acids. The record is from RefSeq and is a predicted model, not a curated record.